Molecule: messenger RNA, 4568 nt
Organism: Nannospalax galili (Upper Galilee mountains blind mole rat)
Lineage: Eukaryota; Metazoa; Chordata; Mammalia; Rodentia; Spalacidae
Gene: Hdlbp
Product: high density lipoprotein binding protein
Exons: 28
Coding region: 345-4151 (1268 amino acids)
Cellular component (GO): nucleus; cytoplasm
Molecular function (GO): mRNA binding
Source: RefSeq, a predicted model, not a curated record
ACGGCUUCCUGGCCCUAGCAGGCCCCACCCCCGAGACGGCGCGCAGGCGUAGAGGCGGCCGCUCGUCCCUGUCUGCGCAGGCGCCGUGCUCCUCCCACGGCGGUUGGCCAUAUAGAGGCUGGGGGCGGGGGGAGGUCAAGCGUAGCCUCUUCUCCUUUACCAAGAUGGCGUCUUGUCCCUGUUUCGCCACAGUUCCCACCUUAUGAGCUUGGUUGCCUCGCGCUAAUAAAAGAGGGGAACAGUAAAAGCUGGCAGGCUGACAGAGACAACCUCGGGACGGACUUUCUGGCUACUGACCAUUUUGCUGUGGCUUACUCGGAUUGCGUGUGGACGUGAGAUCAACCAUGAGCUCCGUUGCAGUUUUGACCCAAGAGAGUUUUGCUGAACAUCGAAGUGGGCUGGUUCCGCAACAGAUCAAAGUUGCCACUCUAAAUUCAGAAGAAGAAAGUGACCCUCCAACCUACAAGGAUGCUUUCCCUCCACUUCCUGAGAAAGCAGCUUGCUUGGAAAGUGCCCAAGAACCUGCUGGAGCCUGGAGUAACAAGAUCCGGCCCAUCAAGGCCUCUGUCAUCACUCAGGUGUUCCAUGUACCCCUAGAGGAGAGAAAAUAUAAGGACAUGAACCAGUUUGGAGAAGGUGAACAAGCCAAAAUCUGCCUUGAGAUCAUGCAGAGGACCGGUGCUCACUUAGAGCUCUCUCUGGCCAAAGACCAAGGCCUCUCCAUUAUGGUCUCAGGGAAGCUGGAUGCUGUCAUGAAAGCCCGGAAGGACAUUGUUGCUAGACUGCAGACACAGGCCUCAGCAACUGUUGCCAUUCCUAAGGAGCACCAUCGCUUUGUUAUUGGCAAAAAUGGAGAGAAGCUGCAAGACUUAGAACUAAAAACUGCAACCAAAAUCCAGAUCCCACGCCCAGACGACCCCAGCAAUCAGAUCAAGAUCACUGGUACCAAAGAGGGCAUUGAGAAAGCUCGCCAUGAGGUCCUUCUCAUCUCUGCCGAGCAGGACAAGCGUGCUGUGGAGAGGCUAGAGGUGGAAAAAGCCUUCCACCCAUUCAUCGCUGGGCCAUACAAUAGACUUGUGGGUGAGAUCAUGCAAGAGACAGGAACUCGAAUCAACAUCCCCCCACCCAGUGUCAACCGAACAGAAAUCGUCUUCACUGGAGAGAAGGAACAGCUAGCUCAAGCCGUGGCUCGUAUUAAGAAAAUUUAUGAGGAAAAGAAGAAGAAGACUACAACUAUUGCAGUGGAAGUGAAGAAAUCGCAGCACAAGUAUGUUAUCGGGCCAAAGGGCAAUUCAUUGCAGGAGAUCCUGGAAAGAACUGGAGUUUCUGUUGAGAUCCCACCCUCAGACAGCAUCUCCGAGACUGUGAUACUGCGAGGCGAGCCUGAAAAGUUGGGACAGGCGUUGACUGAAGUCUAUGCCAAGGCCAACAGCUUUACAGUCUCCUCAGUCUCUGCCCCUUCCUGGCUUCACCGUUUCAUCAUUGGUAAGAAAGGGCAGAACCUGGCCAAAAUCACUCAGCAAAUGCCAAAGGUUCAUAUCGAGUUCACAGAAGGUGAGGACAGGAUCACCCUGGAGGGCCCCACGGAGGAUGUAAAUGUGGCCCAAGAACAGAUUGAAGGGAUGGUCAAAGACCUGAUUAACCGGAUGGACUACGUAGAGAUCAACGUUGACCACAAAUUCCACAGGCACCUCAUUGGAAAGAGUGGAGCCAACAUCAACAGAAUCAAAGACCAGUAUAAGGUAUCUGUGCGCAUCCCUCCCGACAGCGAAAAAAGCAACCUGAUCCGAAUUGAGGGGGACCCCCAGGGCGUGCAGCAGGCCAAACGGGAGCUGCUGGAGCUUGCUUCUCGUAUGGAAAAUGAGCGCACCAAGGAUCUAAUCAUUGAGCAGAGAUUUCAUCGCACAAUCAUUGGGCAGAAAGGUGAACGGAUUCGUGAAAUUCGUGACAAAUUCCCAGAGGUUAUCAUCAACUUUCCAGACCCAGCACAAAAAAGUGAUAUUGUGCAACUCCGAGGGCCAAAGAAUGAGGUGGAAAAGUGCACAAAGUAUAUGCAGAAGAUGGUGGCAGACCUGGUGGAAAAUAGCUAUUCAAUUUCUGUUCCGAUCUUCAAGCAGUUUCACAAGAACAUCAUUGGGAAAGGAGGUGCAAACAUUAAAAAGAUUCGUGAGGAAAGCAACACCAAGAUUGACCUUCCUGCAGAGAACAGCAACUCUGAGACCAUUGUUAUCACCGGCAAACGAGCCAACUGUGAAGCUGCCCGGAGCCGGAUUCUGUCUAUCCAGAAAGACCUGGCAAACAUAGCUGAGGUGGAGGUCUCAAUCCCCGCCAAAUUGCACAACUCUCUCAUUGGCACAAAGGGCCGUCUGAUCCGCUCUAUCAUGGAAGAGUGUGGUGGAGUCCACAUUCACUUUCCUGUGGAAGGUUCCGGAAGUGACACAGUUGUCAUCAGAGGUCCUUCCUCAGAUGUGGAGAAGGCCAAGAAGCAGCUCCUGCACCUGGCUGAGGAGAAGCAAACAAAGAGUUUUACUGUUGACAUCCGAGCCAAGCCAGAGUACCACAAAUUUCUCAUUGGCAAGGGGGGCGGCAAAAUCCGCAAGGUACGUGACAGCACUGGAGCCCGCAUCAUAUUCCCAGCCGCUGAGGAUAAGGACCAGGACCUGAUCACAAUCAUAGGAAAGGAGGAUGCCGUUCGAGAGGCCCAGAAGGAACUGGAGACACUGAUCCAGAACCUGGAUAAUGUUGUUGAAGACUACAUGCUGGUGGACCCCAAGCACCACCGCCAUUUUGUCAUUCGAAGAGGUCAGGUCUUAAGAGAAAUUGCUGAAGAGUAUGGCGGGGUGAUGGUCAGCUUCCCACGCUCUGGCACACAGAGUGACAAAGUCACCCUCAAGGGUGCCAAGGACUGUGUGGAGGCAGCCAAGAAGCGCAUUCAGGAAAUCAUUGAGGAUCUGGAAGCUCAGGUGAUAGUGGAAUGUGCUAUACCCCAGAAGUUCCAUCGAUCGGUCAUGGGCCCCAAAGGUUCCAGAAUCCAGCAGAUCACUAGGGACUACAAUGUUCAAAUUAAGUUUCCAGACAGAGAAGAGAAUCCAGUUCACAGUGUGGAGCCUGCCAUCCAAGAAAAUGGAGAUGAGACUGGAGAGAGCAGGGAGGCCAAGGAGGUUGACCCUGGCUCUCCCAGGAGGUGUGACAUCAUCGUCAUCUCUGGCCGGAAAGAAAAGUGUGAGGCUGCCAAGGAGGCCCUGGAGGCACUGGUUCCUGUCACCAUCGAGGUAGAGGUACCCUUCGAUCUGCACCGUUACAUCAUUGGGCAGAAAGGAAGUGGGAUCCGCAAGAUGAUGGAUGAGUUUGAGGUUAAUAUACACGUACCAGCUCCCGAACUGCAGUCGGACAUCAUCGCCAUCACUGGCCUUGCUGCAAAUUUGGACAGGGCCAAGGCAGGCCUACUAGAUCGAGUAAAGGAGCUACAAGCCGAGCAAGAAGAUCGGGCUUUAAGGAGUUUUAAGCUGAGCGUCACUGUAGACCCCAAAUACCAUCCCAAAAUUAUCGGGAGAAAGGGGGCAGUGAUCACUCAGAUUCGCUUGGAGCAUGAUGUAAACAUCCAGUUUCCUGAUAAGGAUGAUGGGAGCCAGCCCCAGGACCAAAUCACCAUCACAGGGUAUGAGAAGAACACUGAAGCUGCCCGUGACGCUAUUCUGAAAAUUGUGGGUGAGCUUGAGCAGAUGGUUUCUGAGGAUGUCCCAUUGGACCACCGUGUGCAUGCCCGCAUCAUUGGUGCCCGAGGCAAAGCGAUCCGGAAAAUCAUGGAUGAGUUCAAGGUGGACAUUCGCUUCCCACAGAGCGGAGCCCCAGACCCCAAUUGUGUCACUGUGACAGGACUCCCAGAGAAUGUGGAGGAAGCCAUUGACCAUAUCCUCAACCUAGAAGAGGAAUAUCUGGCCGAUGUGGUGGACAGUGAGGCUCUGCAGGUUUAUAUGAAGCCCCCAGCACACGAAGAGUCCAAAGCACCAUCCAAAGGCUUUGUGGUGCGCGAUGCUCCCUGGACCGCCACCAGCAGUGAAAAGGCUCCUGAUAUGAGCAGCUCUGAGGAAUUUCCCAGCUUUGGGGCUCAGGUGGCCCCCAAAACCCUCCCUUGGGGCCCCAAACGAUAAUGAUCAAAAAAAGCAGAAACCUUUCCAGCCUGCUGCCCAAACCCAACCACACAAUGGUUUGUCUCAAUCUGACCCAGCAGCUGGACCCUCAUAAAUUGUUGAUGCUCUUCCCCUUUCCCCGAGGUCUUGCAGCAAAACCUGGUGGCCUGGCCCUUUGUGGCCACUUCUCCAGGCCUGGUCAGCACCCAGCAGUCUCAGGGUCUGCUCCUGAUGCUGUGCUCUUGGACAGGCACGCCACUGUGUGAAACACUAAGCAAGGUAAUCGAGCAUUUCGUGAUCACAGACUCCAGCUUCCUGGUCCACCCAGCAUGUAGUCAGCACUCUGACCUUCACAUCAGAGCUCCACAGCGGCUAGGAGUUGACUUCCUGUGUCAUGACCUCAGGAAAUAAAUUUCCUUGACUUUAUAAAAGCCAAAA